AUUCACUCCUGGCCCCGCCCCAAGGAGAAGGCCAAGCUGUCUCACCUUCGUCUCCAGAUUGCUUGACUUCCGUCCCUGGAUCACUGAACCACCCGAACUUCACUUCGUCACCACUUCGACACCACCCCCUCCUGGCCCAAAGUCCAAGCUGCAACGCCCCGCUUAUAGCUCGGCCCCGCCCAGGUACUCACUGUUGCCGUACCUCUCUUUGAGCAACAACCCAACACGAACAGAUCUCCUGAUCUUACUGUACAGAGUGCUGCCACAAUUUCCCCCCACACCACCAUCACGAUGGUUAGCGCCUUCCACAUAGUCCUCAGGCAGGAGGAGGGCUACGACGCACACCAGACUCGCGAAUUUGACCUAGAGCUCAACUCCGAAUUCGCUAUCGGCCGUGCCUCCAAGAAUAUCUCCAAAGGCUAUCUGCUACCUGCGAAAAACAACGUGUACAUCGACAGCCCUGUGGUUUCUCGUGAGCAUGCUAUCUUGACCGCAAACGUGAUCUCUGGCACCCCGCAGGUCUACAUCACUGACGCCAAAUCUAUGCACGGUACCCAUGUCAACGGCACCCCACUUGUGCCUCACACUCCCAAGCGGUUGUUCAACGGCGACAGGCUACAGUUCGGUGUGAACGUGAAUCGUAAUGAGAGUUACUUCGUUGCUUUUCAAUACACAUUCAACGCCGAGCUCUCUAACGCCGAGCCCUUCUCACGCGGCUUCACUGUUCCCGAGGCCGAGUCUGAGGAAGAGGACGUCCUCGCCCAGUCAGGCCGCGGUAGCCAACUCGACCCGCUCAUUCUCGAUGACUCCGAUGCCGCUUCAGAGAACGACGAGUACGACGAGCACGAAGAGGAGGCAGGGCUUUCUGAGGACAACGUCGACGUGACUUUGGCACCGCUAGACGAUGAGGUUCUCGAGAUCGACACCUCGUCUUUGGUCGAGGAAGAAGAUGUCGCUGACAGCAAUGCUUACGACUUCGAUGACAGCGAUGCUGCAAGUGUUGACAUUGCUCCCGAAUACAAUCCAGAGUCACCGCUUGUUCAAGCAGCCCAGUACGUCGACGAAGUUGUGCAAGUCCAGGCGACGCCAGUCGAGCGAGAUCAGCCGUCGCUCGACUACUCGGCAGCUAUGGAGGGAGCUCAUGUGCUUGCCUUCGACUGUCCUCGAUUCCAAACAACUUCUCCUCCAGCAUGGCAAGGUGUCGACAACCACGCCACUUUCCCAAGGAGCAUGUACGAUAGCACCAUCGGACCUCCACUCCCCCCACGACCUUCUCAGAAGCGACAGAGGGUCUGGGAUAAACCUUCGCAUGAGGAACAAGCUUGCAAGUUGGGCGCGCCCUCAGACAUGCCCUUUUGGGCUCCUCUUGGUGGUUCCGCUCAUGGGAUCUGCGCUCAACCAUUUGAGUUCGUGCCCGCCCUUCAGCGAGCUGCAGAUUGCGUCCAGACGCCACCUCACACAGUGUCUUCCGAAAUCGCCGCUGCAGCCUCUGCACUAGCGACAUGUUCAACGCGCAUAAUCGGCUUCUCUAACCCCGAGAUCGUUGAUGAGCAGCCACCAACGCCGACUUCGAUUAACAGCCGCAAGCGCAGCGCGAACAGUGCAUUCAAUGAAGAGACUGAGGUGAGUGUUGAGAAAAAGACUACAGAACUUGAAGUGGAGGGCGCUGUCCCAGAAGCCGCCGUUCCCACCGUCGAGCAGGUCGCGCCUCAGCCACAACGCCCUAUUGCUCAGCCUAAGAGCGUCCUCAGGAGAGCUCUCAACGCAGCGAAGAUCAUGGUACCUGCCACUACACUUGGCGCUGUCUUUACCGUCUUUGCCCUCACCGCUCUGCCGGAGUCUUUCUUCAUAGUCGCCUAAACAGACAUGCUGUCUUCCACUCGACAAUUAUAUCACUCUUCUUUUCACUUCCUGGGUUUCGGCAUUUCGGUAUACAGUAGGAGGAGCAGGAAUCUCAUAACCCUCGAUGGAAACUUCAGUCAUUUACAGGAUUAUCGGCGUUGACAGUGCGCACACACCCUGGUUUGGAUCGGCUCGGUAUCUCACAUGGCGUUCAACGGGUGGCUCAUACAGAUAGCUGAUGGUACGCCGCGCUUGCUUGCAUAUUUACGAUUCACGAUAGCUGGUAAUGACAUAUAUAACCUCC
This is a messenger RNA of Didymella exigua CBS 183.55, 2146 nucleotides long. RefSeq lists its product as uncharacterized. Bases 292 to 1860 code for a protein of 522 amino acids. Gene Ontology annotation, molecular function: protein binding; mRNA binding. The transcript has 3 exons. Lineage: Eukaryota; Fungi; Ascomycota; Dothideomycetes; Pleosporales; Didymellaceae. The record is from RefSeq and is a predicted model, not a curated record.